AUGGUAACCAAAUUAUAUAAUUCAUAUGCAAUUGGUGUUGUGGUAGCAAUUUUCAGUUUCAUUGCCGGUAUGGAAAUGCAAUCAUUCUUGAUUGUUAAAAACUCACAAUUAUUUGCAGCAAUUUAUGAUCAACCAUCAAAGAUUGAAAAUAAUGUUUUGACUUCAAGCAAUUCCUUUGGAGCAAUAUUUGGAAGUAUUAUAUGUGGAGCUAUUUGUGAAAAGUUUGGAUAUUUGAAAGUAUUUCAUUGUAUAUCAGCAACCUGGUUAAUUGGUAAUAUAAUAACAUUUUUCCUGAAUAAUGCUUGGGUCCUAAUAGGAGGAAGAAUUGUAAAAGGUAUUGCUAUUGGGUUUACCUUCACCAGUAUUCCAAUUUAUGGAUAUGAAACAAUUCCUCAUAACAAACGAGGAGCAGUUUUAUCACUAACUUUGUUUUCUUGUACACUUGGAAAUUUCACAAUCUUUAUCCUUUAUAUCAUCCUAGAUUAUUUUGAAGCUCCUCCGAUUUGGAUGAGGAUAUUUUGGAGUUUUGAAGUCAUACCAGGAUUGGUAGCAAUGAUACUCACAUUUUAUAUUCCAGAAUCACCUAAAUGGUUGGCUACCAAUUGUGAAUGGACAACGGCUGCAAAUGUUUUACAAAGUAUACAAUUAAAUAAUUCUUCACAAGAAGAAAAGAAAAUGAAAGAUGAGAGGUUGAAAUUAGGUGAUAAGCAUUUCGUGAUUAAAGAAUAUUCGUCAGGAAUAUGCAUCAAGAGUUGUCCUUUGAAUCGACUAUUUGGAAAGAAAUAUAUCAAAGAAAUGGUAACGGGUAUAUUGGUUCAGGUUUUCUUGGUAUUAACAAUCAUUACUAAAUUAUCCCAGUCAUUUGAAAGCUUAUGCAAUUCAUGUCUCCUUUUCCAUAAAAAUGAUAUCAAAAUGGCAAAUUUCUUUCUACUUUCAAUGAGAGUAUUAUUUUCUGCAAUUCCAAUUUUGAUAUCUGAUGCAAUAAGAAGAAAAGAUGCGAUAUUCUUUUCCAUAUUUAUCAUAACUUGUAUUAUGAUCACCUACAUUGUGAUGUUUGUUUUCUUUUCAAAUGAAAUAAUUCCAUCACCUACAGAUCUUGAUUGGAUGGUACCUACCGUUUUCUACGACCAAAGAGCAUCUCUUAUGAUUGGAAUAACGGUGGUUGCAGAUGUUUUAUAUCAAGCUAUUUUACUUCCUAUAAGCUGGUUAUUAAUUGUGGAAACAUUUUCAAGUUCUUCAAGAAUACAAGGAUGGGUAGUUUCAACAAGCUUAUUUUGGUUUUUGGAAACUGUAACGUCAGUGGCAUUUCCAUUUUUGUUACAACUAUUACGUCAAUGGUUAUUUCUUAUAAUUGUUGUCAUAUGUGUUACUGGGGCAAUAUUUGCAGCCAAAUUGACAGAAACAAAAGGUAGAUUUGGAUUAGAUUCAGAUUAUAUUUUGUUAGAAUCAAAGCCAGUACUUGAAAUCCCAGAAGAUAUGAAAGAAGACAGUAUUCAAAAACUUAAACAAAUUAAUAAAGAAUCUCCUCAAACAUCAGUGCUGACUGCCACUGAUGCUCCGUUAGAAAAACUUGAUAAAAAGUACGAAAGCAUAAACCGAAUACCAAAGGUACAAGCAUUUCAUAAUCUACAACCACAUACAAUUCGAAAAGGAGGUGCCCUUGAUUGGGAAACAGCUCCAGAUCCAACCCGAAAUUCCAAAAGAAGUUCCAAUGAAUUUAAUUCUAUUCUGAGGAGUAACAAUUUAUUGUAA
Hemisphaericaspora subhashii is the source of this 1752-nucleotide messenger RNA. RefSeq lists its product as uncharacterized. Gene Ontology annotation, biological process: transmembrane transport. Gene Ontology annotation, molecular function: transmembrane transporter activity. The record is from RefSeq and is a predicted model, not a curated record. NCBI's taxonomy places the organism in Eukaryota, Fungi, Ascomycota, Pichiomycetes, Serinales, Debaryomycetaceae. Gene Ontology annotation, cellular component: membrane. The transcript has 2 exons. The coding region runs from base 1 to 1752 and encodes 583 amino acids.